GUUACAACUGCUUUCUUUUAAAAAACGUUUCCACAGCCUUAUGUUUCUUCAAGCUUUAGUGCACUGUUUAUUUCGUUGUUGUAAUGAAAAUCUCCGCUAUGAGGAUGCCUUUUCUUGCUCUGUGUUUGUCUCUGUGUCUUGUUCUUUCGAGUUUCCAUGGCGUUUCUUGUCAGGAUGAUGUUGCUGCUAGUAGGUUGAGUCAUCUGGAUCUAAUCGAACGUGAAUACCAAGAUAGUGUCAAAACUCUUCAAGGCAAGGAAGAUCAGUCUGCAAGUGUUCAGAGUGAGAACCAGAAGAACACUACAGUGACUGAUAAGAACACUAUUUCUCUGUCUCUGUCAGAAGAAUCUGAGGGUGCUACUUUCAGUGAUUCAGUUGAUAACUCAACCCAGGUUGGAGUUGUGAGUGAUGAAAGUGUUAAACGUUCGAGUCUGUUGGAUGAAAUAGAACUUGAAUUUGAAGCUCAUCUCAAUGGUCUUAACCAAGAUGUAGCAGGUGAUGUUAAGGCUGAAUCCAAAGAUGAUGAAGAAUUGUCUGCUCAGAGACAAAAGAUGUUGGAAGACAUCGAACGCGAUUUUGAAGCUGCUUCAGCAAGUCUGAAACAAAUAAAGAGUGAUGAACUAAGUGAAGGAAAUGAUGAGGAACAAUCGGCAAAGAGACAAAGUUUGCUGGAAGAGAUUGAACGCGAAUUCGAAACCGCAACAAAAGAUCUUGAACAACUAAAGGUUAAUGACUUCACUGAGGACAAAUAUGAUGAAGAACAAUCUGCAAAGAGAAAAAGCAUGCUUGAAGCUAUUGAACGCGAGUUUGAAGCUGCUGUUGAAGGUCUUGAAGAGCUAAAGGUUUCUGAUACUACUGGAGAAGAAGAAUCUGCAAAGAGACUGGGUAUGUUGGAAGAGAUUGAACGUGAAUUCGAAGCUGCUACAAAAAGUCUUGAACAACUCAAGGUUAAUGAUUCAACCGGGAACAAAGUUGAAGAAGAACAAGCUGUAAAGAGACAAAGUAUGUUAGAAGAGAUCGAACGCGAUUUCCAAGCUGCUACAGAGAGCCUUAAGCAACUUCAAGUUGAUGGUUCCAGUGAAGACACAGAACAAACUGCAAAGAGGCAAAGUAUGUUGGAUGAGAUUGAACGUGAAUUUGAAGCUGCUACACGUGAUCUUAAACAACUAAAUGAUUUCACUGAAGGAGAUGCUGAUGAUGAACUAUCUGCAAAGAGAGACAGUGUGUUGGAAGAAAUGGAACGUGAAUUCGAAGCUGCUACAAAAAAACUAAGACUCAAUGGUUUCACUCAAGGCAAUGACAAUGAAAAAGAAUCUGCAAAGAGAAAGAGUAUGCUUGAAGAGAUCGAACGUGAAUUUGAAGCUGCUGUUGGAGGUCUUAAACAGAUCAAAGAUGGUGAUUCCAAGAACACUGAAGAACAAUCUAAGAGAAAUAUAGUGUUGGAAGAGAUCGAACGCGAAUUCGAAGAAGCUCGAAGUGGCUUUACCUCAAAUGCUAAUAAAGAAGGAUCUGCAAAGAAACAGAGUGGUUCAAUUACAUUAGAGUCUCUUGGAGUAGCACAGUCAGGUGUAUGUGGCUGUUUUAAUCAAGACAAAGCUGGUUUAAAGCCAGAUGAAGAAGCUUCAAUCGCUAUAUCAACAAAAUAUAGCAUAGAAGAGAUCCUCUCUGAAGAAUCUUCACUCCAGGGGACAGAGACUUCUUCUAGUCUCACUAAGUCUUUGACUCAACUAGUUGAGAAUCACAGGAAAGAAAAGGAAUCUCACAGUGCACACAGAGUUCUCACCUCAUCCACAAGUGAAUCAGCAUCCACAUCAGAGACUGUAGAGAGCCUUAGAGCAAAACUGAAAGAGCUUAGUGUCUUAACCGCUAGUCAGCUCGUGGCACGUCAAGACUUUGAUAGCAUUCUCGUUAUGGCUGCAACUUUCGAAGAGCUAAGCUCAGCUCCCAUCAGUUACAUUUCCAGGUUAGCUAAAUACAGAAACGUCAUAAAAGAAGGGCUUGAAGCUUCUGAGAGAGUCCACAUGGCAAAGGCAAGAGCCACAAUGCUCAAAGAGACUGCUAAGGAGAAGCAGAUCUUCGUGGACGCUAACUUCAAGGAAGCUAAAAAGCUUGCUCAAAGAGGAGACGCAUUGUACGUUAAAAUCUUUGCGAUCAAGAAACUGUUGAAGAAGCUUGAAACUGAGAGAGAAUCUGUUGAUGGAAAGUUUAAGGAGAUUGUGAAAGGUCUUUCUCAUCUUCUUGUUGAUUCUUCUGAGGCCUAUGAGGAGUAUCAUGGAGCUGUAAGGAAGGCUAAAGACGAGCAAGCUGCUGAGGAGUUUGCUAGAGAGGCAACGGAGAGUGCACAGAUCAUAUGGGUUAAGUUUCUUAGUUCUCUUUAGAGAACAGUUGAGAUUCUUGGUUGUCUUUAAAGCAAGUCUUGAGCUCUUGUUGGUUAUUGUUCUGUAUUUUCUGUUUAUGUUCUGUUUCAGACUUUGUGUGUUGGUUAUAUCAGGUGAGAGAGAUUGGGAGGUAGAGAGGGGAAAACAAAUAAUGUUUCAUUUCUGAUUUCUAAUAAAAUAAGCUUCCAAUAAUUCAUAAAUGUUGU
This is a messenger RNA of Eruca vesicaria subsp. sativa (arugula), 2584 nucleotides long. The record is from the annotation of a GenBank genome assembly. NCBI's taxonomy places the organism in Eukaryota, Viridiplantae, Streptophyta, Magnoliopsida, Brassicales, Brassicaceae.